UCCAUGUAAACGACAUCGUUGCAGCAGUCCCAAUGAGACUCAAAUCCCAAAACUCCUUUUUAGCAAGUAAUCCUUUUCCGAAACGGCGGCGUUCGGUUCCCAAUCGCCAACCUCUCUGUAUAUAAACCCUAACCCUCCACAAUCACAAUCACAAUCACAAUCACAAAUUUUCUCUCUCUUUCUCUCUCGCUCCCGGAAGAAGCAAUCAUUCAGUCGAGAAGAACAUUACAGUCGAGACGAAAACGAUGUCGUCGUCUGCUGAGAACAAGAAGAUAAUGCUCAGGAGUUCGGACGGUGAGACGUUCGAGGUGGACGAGGUGGUGGCGCUGGAGUCGCAGACGAUCAAGCACAUGAUCGAAGACGAGUGCGCCGACACCGUGAUCCCCUUGCCGAAUGUUUCCGGUCAGAUUCUUUCAAAGGUAAUUGAGUACUGCAAGAAGCACGUGGAAGCCACUACAAGCAAGGAAGCUGGUACUCCUAAAAUGUCUGAUGAUGAUCUCAAGAACUGGGACCAUGAGUUCGUCAAGGUUGACCAGAAUACGCUCUUUGAUCUCAUCCUGGCGUCCAACUAUUUGAACAUCAAGGGGUUGCUUGAUUUGACCUGCCAGACCGUGGCUGACAUGAUAAAGGGGAAGACGCCGGAGGAGAUCCGCAAGACCUUCAACAUCAAGAACGAUUUCACUCAGGAGGAAGAAGAUGAAGUCAGAAGGGAGAACCAAUGGGCCUUUGAGUAGAAGAACCAUCAAGGCCGGCCUUACA
Messenger RNA from Pistacia vera, 759 nucleotides. Its product is annotated as SKP1-like protein 1A. Gene Ontology annotation, molecular function: cullin family protein binding. The record is from RefSeq and is a predicted model, not a curated record. Gene Ontology annotation, biological process: SCF-dependent proteasomal ubiquitin-dependent protein catabolic process. The coding region runs from base 246 to 734 and encodes 162 amino acids. Gene Ontology annotation, cellular component: nucleus; cytoplasm. The transcript is spliced from 2 exons. NCBI's taxonomy places the organism in Eukaryota, Viridiplantae, Streptophyta, Magnoliopsida, Sapindales, Anacardiaceae.